CUCUUGCAUAAGGAAUACUGUGCUUGUGGAAGAGGAUUGGAGUUGGAUCAGUAAUUGUCCCUCCUCCUCUGCAGGAGGACUGCAGAUUCCUAUCAAGAAUCAAAGGAUUCCAGCACACAGUCUGGCUUCAUCUCAAUGGCUUUAGCAGAACUCCUUGCCUGCAGGUACUGCAGAGCAGCAGAUCUAUCUAAGUGACCGUCUGAAAUACAGGCCCUUAAAUGAUACAGCGCCCUUGAACCUGACUUGAAUCAUUCCCCAUCAAAUCCUGCUGGGGAGGAGAUGUUUCACAGAGAAAUUGAAGAGAAAACCAGUCAGGAGCAGGAGGACAGAUUGCAUGAAGUGAAUCUCUCUACCCAGAGGCUGCGUGUGCUCCCUCCCUCAGUCCUGAGCAAUACCAUGCUGGAGAGCCUUGACCUCGACAGGAACAAGCUCAGGAGCAUCACUGGCAUUUCUAAGCUUUGCAACCUCAAGAAGCUGAUACUGUCCAAGAAUGAGUUUGUGGACUUUCCCAAUGAAAUCCAGAGCCUGGUCUGUUUGGAGAGGCUUGAGCUGAAUCAGAACCAAAUCCGGAUCAUCCCAGAGGGGGUUUUCUCCCAUCUUCCCAGGCUUAAGCACCUGCGGCUGAACAACAACCGUCUGUGUGCCCUCCCCAGGGACCUGGCAGCUUGUGGGGGCAGCCUCCAGUACCUGAACAUCUCCAACAACCUGUUCCGCACCUUCCCGCAGCCCGUCCUGCAGCUGGCACGCUUACAGGAGCUCCAUGUGCAGAACAACGCCCUCCGCCAGCUCCCCAGGGAGCUCUUCCAGGGACAGUCCCUGAAGACGUUUAAGGCCAGCGGGAACCCUCUCCGCGAGCCGCCCAGUGAAGUGUGUGCUGGUGGCAUUCGGCAGAUCCGCAAUUACUUCAGCCAGCUUCAGCAUAGUUCGGGGCAGGAGGACAAGAGGGUCAAGACCAUGUUCCUGGGGGCCUCACUGGCAGGGAAGUCCACCAUCUGCAGGAGCCUGAAGCAAGGGCGAUCCAAACUGGUGCCCAAGGAAGAGCGAACAGUUGGGAUAGAGAUCAGUGAGUUCCAGAUUGAGGACUUCACAUUUCUCUUCUGGGAUUUUGCUGGCCAGCUGGAAUACUACAUGACUCACCAUGUGUUCAUCACCCCACAGGCGCUCGUCAUCCUCGUCAUCAAUCUUCACAUGUACCAAACUAAUGACAAAACUUUCAAGGAGCUGGUUGGUUUCUGGAUCAACAACCUGUCCAUGCGAGUCCCAAACUCAGUGGUGCUUCCUGUGGGAACCCAUGUGGACUGCUGCCAGGAGCAGGAGAUUUUAAACUUCGUUGCUGUCAACUGCACGGAUCACCGUGCCAUCAGGAAGCUCGAGGCCACUAUUUUGAAGCAUGUGAGGAACGAGGAGCUCUUCCCGGAGGUUGUCCGAGUGCUGCCGCCCGUCUACCGGCAGGUGGAAGCUGCCAUCGCGGCUAUUGCAGGGAGCGAGGAGGUGGCAGACCACGGCAUGAUGGACCUCCAAUACCUGCUCAGCAAACUCUCCCAGAGUGAGAACUUGGCCAGCCUGAGCAGAGAGCUCCUCCAGGACAUCUUGCGGUACCUCCACCGCAUCGGGCUCGUCGUGUGGUAUGAGGAAAUCAAGCACUUGGAAAGCACCGUCUUCCUCCAGCCUACAUUUCUGAUAACCAUGUUCAAGCUGCUGGUGCGGCACCAGCUCGUCCAGCAGCUGGAGAGCAUCUCUUUGGAGACGCUGAUCGGGGAACACGCCACCAUCAGAGACAGGGCCAACUGGGUGUGGACCUUCAAGUCCAAGGCAAUGCUGUGCCACCAGGCUGUGCGUGCCUUGGUGAAGCACCAGCUCUGUUCGGAAGGCAUGCGGGAUGUCUUUGAGGAAAUCAUGGGACUCAGGCCUCACAGAGGGAGAGGGAAGCUCUUCAGCCUCCUGGAGCACUUUGAGCUCUGCAUGGAGGUGAAGCACACUGAGGCACUCAACCCACAGGCCAGGGAGUUUGUGCCUGGGAAGCCAUGGGAGACAACACAGAGCCAAGGCAAGUCCUGGUACUUGUUCCCAACCUAUCUGAACCAGACAGAGGAAGUGUCUGAGGUCUGGGGAGGAGAUCACUCCGAGGACCUCCACAUCCGUGCCUACUUCUCACCUGAAAUACCUGAGGGCUUCUUCCAGAGGUUCCUGGUGAAAGCUUGCUCCUUCUAUUCCACACACUGGGUGGCCAAGGUGACCUGCCUGCUUGUAUGCAAUGGCAAACCUCUGCUGAUCAAAGAGAAUAACCAGAGGGCCUACAGCUACCUGGAGCUCCGCAGCAGAAAGCCAUCAGAAAGGACAGGGUUCCAGUUUGCCUGGGAUUUCCUCGUGGCAGUUGUGCUCAUCACCCAGAAGCUCGCUGAGGAGUGGCCGGGGCUGCACGUGUGUGUGAAGUCUCCCUGCCGAACGUCCGGCUGCCCCGCGGAGUUCCUCUGGCCAGACAUGGAUGGCACAGGUGCCACGACAAAGGAAGACGUUAAAACCUGCGGGACGUGUGGGCACCGCUUUGGUGCAGAGCUGCUCCUGCCCAAAGUACCCAGGCCACUGGAGGAGCUCCCAGCACAGCCCUCUGCUCACUAUUACGUGACAAGCUACGGGACCACCACCUUUGGGCCCAGCAGCAUCCAGGUCACUCGGCAGGUAAGGACACUGCUACCCCUCCUUGCCCAGGGACCAACAGUGAUGGCCAGGCUCCUGAAAUGAGGGGGUGCAGUUGCCUGCAGCCUGGGGAGGGCACACCCCAUCUUCAGGCAGCCCUCUGGUUUCCACACUCCUCCCUGAGAUGCCAUCCCCUCUGCACCACUGAGCUGGUGGUCUGGGUGUUCCAUGUUGUACUUACUGCCUUAUUUUUCCAGAACAUCUCCAGUGAGUAACUCUGGGCGGUGCUCAAUGAAGAAUUACUUUUGUUUAGCCCAGGCCAAGCUGUCCUCAACACAUUCUGCUUGUGAGUUAUGUUUGCAGCCUUUAUGCAGGAGAAUAAAUGCAUUGAUAAAUGCAUCCCUUCACACUGGGAAGUCACCUCAUCCACUCAAAUUUAAGGGGAAGAAGGUGCUGAUAAAGCUCUCUGAUACCAGCCCACCCCUGCCAGCAGGGAC
Messenger RNA from Melospiza georgiana, 3134 nucleotides. RefSeq names its product malignant fibrous histiocytoma-amplified sequence 1-like. The record is from RefSeq and is a predicted model, not a curated record. Bases 280 to 2742 code for a protein of 820 amino acids. Lineage: Eukaryota; Metazoa; Chordata; Aves; Passeriformes; Passerellidae. The transcript is spliced from 10 exons. Gene Ontology annotation, molecular function: protein binding.